AUGCCGCGAUGCUCCUGAAGAGAUGUUGCACAUGUAGCGAUCCUAUUGAGACUUGCAGACAAUGCCGUCCACCCAUCGAUGGUGUCGACGAAGCCUGUCUCCAGCAUGACUAUUGUCUUGCCUGUGGUAAACGACAUGGUUACGACACGCAAGCCUGUGACUGCCAGAAAGCAAUCACCAGCCAAGCCUACAAAGCAGACUGCAAAAAAUCGCCGGAUGAGAAAAGCUGUUGCGCCUAUAGGCUUGCCGUCCUCGGUGUAUUUGAGAACUUCCCCUGCGUCUGCACCAACAUGAACACGUGCCAAUGGACCUUCCAGCUGAUGGGCCCAGGGAAAUGUCUCGUAGCCAAUCAUAAUUGGUGCUAG
Molecule: messenger RNA, 365 nt
Organism: Lineus longissimus
Lineage: Eukaryota; Metazoa; Nemertea; Pilidiophora; Heteronemertea; Lineidae
Exons: 3
Coding region: 9-365 (118 amino acids)
Source: RefSeq, a predicted model, not a curated record